AUGUCUGCCGCCAUAGCUUCUGCAGAGACGUUUGCGUCUGGUCGCUACUCGAAGCGUAAGAGGACGCAAGUCUCAUACCAUCUUGACGAUCUGGAAUACUCAGACACAGAGUCUGAGUUUGAGAGCCCUCAAGCAAAGAAGCCCAAAGCCCAAACAACCAAACCACUUCCAAAGCGAAAGAUCUUUCCGUUCUUGGACCUUCCUGCGGAGAUCAGGAAUACUAUCUAUAACUAUACGCUCUGCGAUCCAUCCGGCAUCAAAUUUGUCGGUACGUACCAUAAAAAGCGCCGCGUGGCCACCCGCGUGUCAACAAAAUACCCGUCAAGCGGCGGCAGAUACGACAGCCCAACCUCUAAACGCGUAGUCGAAGACGUUCUCGAUGCCGAUGGAAACUACGCCCCUCUUGUGCCAUCACUACUCGCCGUGAACAAGCAAAUCUACAGCGAGGGCAUCGACAUUUUGUACGGCAACCAACUUACCUUCGCCGACAGCUUCGCACUUUACAGCUUCCUCAUCAACCUUGGGCCUGCGCGUGCCCAGCGCCUCAAGAAGCUCCGGGUUCUAGGCUGGCUCCACAGCCGCGGAUUGAAAGUCUACAACAACGCAUGCUUUGCCGCCCUCGCCUGGGCCACCAAUCUCACCUCGUUGGUUGUCCAUGUGCACAUUAACAAAUACUGCUCUCCGCGCCGCGCAGCAGACCAAUUUUAUCGCGAUGCGUUUCCCUGGCUGGAAGCUGUUAGCGCGGCAAAAGGCAAGCACGGUGCAGCUCUCGAUGUUGUGACGUUGGAUGAGACGGCCUUGUCGGAUUCUUGGGUGUCGUGCAACUCGGACGAGUCGGUACUUACGCCUAAGGAAAAGGCGGAGCAGUUCAAGGCUGAACUUGCAAAGUGCUUGGAUGAGCAUCGGGAUAUGGUUCUGAAAAAGCCAAAGAACAAGAUGGCGAAGAAGGUCAAGUCUUGA
Bipolaris victoriae FI3 is the source of this 960-nucleotide messenger RNA. RefSeq lists its product as hypothetical. The coding region runs from base 1 to 960 and encodes 319 amino acids. The record is from RefSeq and is a predicted model, not a curated record. Lineage: Eukaryota; Fungi; Ascomycota; Dothideomycetes; Pleosporales; Pleosporaceae. The transcript has 2 exons.